Cotesia congregata is the source of this 1581-nucleotide messenger RNA. The record is from the annotation of a GenBank genome assembly. NCBI's taxonomy places the organism in Eukaryota, Metazoa, Arthropoda, Insecta, Hymenoptera, Braconidae.
AUGCGAAAAAAAUUUUCGACUAAAAGUCGAUUUACCAGUUACGGUGAAUUCUUUCGAUCGCUGAUGUUUUACCAAUAUAAAACUGGAUUCGUAUAUAACAAGAACUCAUGCACAACGGUCAGUACAUGUCGCGUUAAUGGCAUAAAGCCAAAUUUGCGGUAUUACUGGGCCCGUUUUUGCUGUUCUCAGGGACCAAAAGGAUCUGGAAAAGCACGAGACAAAGAAUUACAAAAUAAUCCGGAUGUUUGUCCCGCAAUGUUUAUAUUGAAAGCAAAGAACAAGAAAUACUUGAAAAUUUCUGAUAUUAAUGACAAGCACAAUCAUCCAUCGGAAUACGAAUGGACUUUUACGGAAAAAUCUAACACCGAACAAUCUGAAACCAGCAAUAAAGUGGUUCGAACAGCAGACAGAAGUGGUUCCAUAAAAAAAAAGAAAGAAACCAAGCGAACUCUUCCAGCCAAGAAUGCCGCAAUUGCAACAGAAUCGUUAGAAGAACAUGAAUCAGAUGCCGAAGACAUUAAUUUAGCGCCGGAGGAGCCUGAGGAUCCGGUAGACCUGUCUGAGGCUCUGCCUGUACUUGACGAGAUUGUCAGUCAACCAACAGUUCCUGCGAAGUCACAGAAGAUUAAGAAACAUCUGGUAGACUUGCAAGGAAACAAAGCUGUAAAAAAAAAACAUACUUCUAAGGUGACUAAUAAAAAAAAACAUAAAAUUAGUUCCGCGAUCAUUGGACCAACGGAUCCUGCAAAGUUAACUGACUCUGAAGAACACCUUCCCGACCUGUCUGAGGUUCAUACUGUGCUUAAACAGGAUGACGGGCAACUUACGGAUUCUGAGAAGUGUCGCGAGAAUGCCGCGAUUGAAAUAGAUUUAUCAGAAAAGAACUCAGAUGCCGAAGACAUUAAUUUAGCGCCGGAGGAGCUGGUAGACCUGUCUGGGAAAAUAGCCUGGGAGACCUGUCUGGGAGAUCACCGGAAGAAGCUUGAGGAUCCGACUGUACCUGACAAAAUUGUCAGUGGACCAAUGGGUCCUGAGAAGCCGAAGGAGCCUGAGGAUCCGGUAAAGCUGCCUGAGGCUCAGACUGCAAUUGCGAAGACCGUCAGUGGACCAACGGGUCCUGAGAAGCCGAAGGAGCCUGAAGAUCCGGUAGACUUGCAUGAAGCUCAGACUGCAUUUAAGAAAAUUGUCAGUGGACCGACGGGUCCUGAAAAGCCGAAGGAGCCUGAGGAUCUGGUAGAGCUGCCUGAGGCUCAGACUGCAAUUGCGAAGACCGUCAGUGGACCGACGGGUCCUGAAAAGCCGAAGGAGCCUGAGGAUCUGGUAGAGCUGCCUGAGGCUCAGACUGCAAUUGCGAAGACCGUCAGUGGACCGACGGGUCCUGAAAAGCCGAAGGAGCCUGAGAAUCUGGUAGAGCUGCCUGAGGCUCAGACUGCAAUUGCGAAGACCGUCAGUGGACCAACGGGUCCUGAGAAGCCGAAGGAGCCUGAAGAUCCGGUAGAGAAACGUCCGAUAGACCUACAAGGAAACAAACCUAUAAAAAGAAAACAUACUUCUAAGUUAAGUAAUAAAAAAAAAACAUAA